AGAGGGCCGAUAUGAAGGCAUGCAGUGUGUUCCUGUUUAUUCUGUCAUCAGGGCUGUGCACGCUUUGUGUGUCCCCCUCUGGUCACUACCAUUUUGUCGACAUUCAGAAGUCCUGGUCUGAAGCUCAGAGUUACUGCAGAGAAAGGUACCUUGAUCUGGUCACCAUCCGCAACACAGAGGACAUGUACUGGCUUAAUAACUCGGUAAAAACUGGUUUUAAUGGCAAAGCCUGGAUAGGGCUGCAUGAUGAGAACAGCUGGAGGUGGAAUCUGGAAGAUCCAGCUUUCUAUGGUCAAGGGGAGACUGAGUACAGGAACUGGAACCCUGUGGAACCAAAUAACAAUGGUGGAAAUGAGCUCUGUGUGGAGAUAAGAAUGCCUGGAAACUGGAACGACAUUCCAUGUAACAUUCAGCAACGCUUUGUUUGCUAUGACGGAAGAAGAAUGGCCAAUCAGUCCCUUGUUCUGGUUAAUGAAUUAAAAAAUCAAAGCUCUGCAAGGCAACAUUGCAUCGACCACCACACAGACUUGGCAAGUGUGAGGAACCGGGCCGACGACCUGCUUGUACGGAAUGUGUCACGAGGUAACAAAGUCUACAUUGGUUUGUACAGAACCUGGUCCUGGUCGGACGGGUCCAACUCUUCCUUCACAUUCUGGACAUCAGGAGUUCCUAGUAAGAGUGGGUUUAACUGCAUGGCGUCUUGGUUUGGAGACUCAGGCAGAUGGACCGAUGAGAUAUGUACGUCCGCCUUACCGUUCUUCUGUUACAGUGGUGAGUUCAUCUGGGCUUCAGCGACAACUGACCCAACAAUUAAACUACAGACAACUGACCCAACAACUCUACUACCGACAACUGGACAAACAAGUCUACUAUUGGCAAUUAAAUCUGCAUCUCCACUACUAACAACGGAACCUACAAUUCAGAAACAGACAACGAAAUCUACAACUCCACUCCUGACAACUGGACCAAGAACUAAACUACAGACAACUGACACAACAACUCCACUACUGACAACUGAACCAACAACUCCACUCCUGACAACUGGACCAAGAACUAUAGUACAGACAAAUGACACAACAACUCCACUCCUUACAACUGGACCAAGAACUAAACUACAGACAACUGACACAACAACUCCACUACUGACACCUGGACCAGCAACUAAACUACAGACAACUGGACCUACAACUAAACUACAGACAACUGACCCAACAACUAUACUACCGAUAACUGGACAAACAAUUGAACUACAAAAAACUGAACCAACAACUCCACUAUGGAAAACUGAAUCUACAUCUCCACUACUGAAAAAUGAACCUAAAACUAAACUACAGACAACUGACCCAACAAUUCUACUACCGACAACUGGACAAACAACUCCACUAUUGGCAAUUAAAUCUGCAUCUCCACUACUAACAACUGAACCUUCAGUUCAGCAACUGAUAACAAAAUCUACAUCUCCACUGCUGACAAAUGAACCUAAAACUUCACUACUGAAAACGGAACUUACAACUCCACUACUGACAACUGAAUUUACAACUCCACUACUGACAACUGAACUUACAACUCCACUACUGACAACUGAACUUACAACUCCACUACUGACAACUGAACUUACAACUCCACUACUGACAACUGAACUUACAACUCCACUACUGACAACUAAACUUACAACCACCCAAGAUUGGACCACUGCACCUUCAAUAACCACAGACUGAAACUGCACAGUUGGUAAGUCCCACAUUGAAAUGAUGCCUGUGAUGGUA
This is a messenger RNA of Esox lucius (northern pike), 1766 nucleotides long. RefSeq names its product mucin-2-like. The record is from RefSeq and is a predicted model, not a curated record. The coding region runs from base 12 to 1718 and encodes 568 amino acids. NCBI's taxonomy places the organism in Eukaryota, Metazoa, Chordata, Actinopteri, Esociformes, Esocidae. The transcript is spliced from 5 exons.